AUUUCACAUAUCACUUCCUCAUCCUCAUCUACCUUAGAAUGUGUGUUGUCAGUACUGCUGGACGUCGGCAUCAGCCAUCUACAUACACACAGCACACAGCACUCUAAAGUUCAAGAGAGCUGCCACAUGGCUUCCUGUGACAGUAGAGAGCUCUGCACAGGUGGAAAAGAGGAGGAGCUAUGUGCUGGUUACCUGUACAAGUCUCCACCCGCAAAACAUUUCAAGUCCCAGAAAUCAUGGAAGCGACGGUUUUUCCUUCUCCUGAAGACCAGUGAAGCUGCAUGCUGCCUACGAUAUUAUGCAAGUGGAGAAAUGAAGAAACACGAACUGCUGGGAACCAUAGACCUGUCCCAGGUCUCCCUUAUGUGUCUGUGCCCUGAAACACACUCCAUGUGGAAAUGGGUUCAUACAAACUUCCGAUGCUCCGCGUCCUGUGUGCUUUUUAUGAAAGUGGUGGACAGAGACUAUUUUCUCAUUGCAGAAAGCAGCUGUGACAUAGACAGGUGGUUCAGUGCUUUAUUUGAUGCUCUGAAUAAUCGCCCACACAGACUACAUGACCCUAAGGAAUUUGGAAGAAUUAGAGACAUAGGUAUUCCUUCAUGUUCAUCAAACACAAACCAGCACAUAGAGAGUGAUCAUAAAGAGGAUGGCAAGGCAGAAGAUGAAGAAGACACAAAGCAAAGGUUCAACAGUGGGAUUUGA
Messenger RNA from Electrophorus electricus (electric eel), 702 nucleotides. The record is from RefSeq and is a predicted model, not a curated record. NCBI's taxonomy places the organism in Eukaryota, Metazoa, Chordata, Actinopteri, Gymnotiformes, Gymnotidae.